UGAAAAACUACUGAUUUUGAAAGGCUUUAGUGUUUCUGAUAUAUAAGAACCCCGUCUAAGGUUUUAUUGAGGUCAAAAAAAUUGUUUUUUCGGAAAACCAUUGACAAAAUAUAAGUUCCACUGAAUUUAUUCGUUCAACUCGUUCUACUCGUACAGCAUCAAUACUCGAAUACAGCUAAUAUGGAAGACACACGAAGAACCCAACUGUUGAAGAGUGCUCUGAGAACAUUCUAUCUUCACAAGUCGUUUGAUAUUCAGUCUGAUCUUGAAUUUUUACCAGCUAUUCCAUCGGAUACUCACAGCAUUUCUGUCAACUCAUCGACGGUUUCAAGUACGGUUGCAACACCAGAAACCAUGCAUGUGAUGAGUCCUAAACAGGUGGUUUCACCAAUUAUGACCCAGAACAGUAUGUAUGGAUAUAAGAGCAAUGGAGGAAUACAAUAUAACCAGCAACCAACCCCAAAUAAAGAAUUUUUCCAUAAUUCGACGCCACUUAUCAGUCAGCAAUUGAAUGAUCUUUUACAGACUCCCAAAGCCAGAAUGCUUUACUUGAACAGUCAAGAAAAGUCACCCAAGCAUUCUAGUGUGUAUGCCAACACCAACACGAAUUCGAAUCCUUUAAGAAGAAGAUUUGCUAGCAAUGGUCAGAAUCAGAUUAGCAUCGAUCAAAUGUAUGCUAAUUCUAAAGCUCAGCAGAUGAAUCAAAACCGGUUGAGCUCUUUUGAUAGAGGCUAUUGGAUGAGGUAGUGGUUUUACUUUGGUGUUUCAAUUCGUUUUAUUUCUUCAUUCAUUUUUUCCUUUCAUUUUCUUCGUCUUUUUUGAUUUUUCCCCAUUAUAUGUUUACUUAAUAACUCUCCCAGUUUUGAAUAUUUUUAUAGUAUCUUGUUUCAG
Molecule: messenger RNA, 891 nt
Organism: Hyphopichia burtonii NRRL Y-1933
Lineage: Eukaryota; Fungi; Ascomycota; Pichiomycetes; Serinales; Debaryomycetaceae
Exons: 1
Coding region: 181-747 (188 amino acids)
Source: RefSeq, a predicted model, not a curated record